This is a messenger RNA of Pyrus x bretschneideri (Chinese white pear), 1524 nucleotides long. Its product is annotated as pentatricopeptide repeat-containing protein At1g06143-like. The transcript has a single exon. Gene Ontology annotation, biological process: RNA modification. Lineage: Eukaryota; Viridiplantae; Streptophyta; Magnoliopsida; Rosales; Rosaceae. Gene Ontology annotation, molecular function: protein binding; RNA binding. The record is from RefSeq and is a predicted model, not a curated record. Bases 236 to 1468 code for a protein of 410 amino acids.
UCAAACAUUAGAUUCGAGUUGUCAUGACAAAUCAAGGGACGGGAUAGGAUUUUUUGUGUCUGAAUCCGCACGAACACGUGAUCCUGUUGUCAGACACCAAAAUUUCCCCUUUGUUAGAGAUUUUCUGUGGUCCAAAAAUCGGACGACUGGUCCACACCCCUCACAUGUUACUAGUCCGGCUUCCCCACGUAAUAGUCUCUCUCUUCGUUGGGUUACCCGCAUAAUAGCCUCUCACAUGUUGCCAUCCGUAGUUGAAAAAUUGAAGCAAUGUUCGACUCCAACAGAGCUAGAAAGUGUAUGUGCCUCAAUGAUCAGGACCAAUGCCAUCCAAGAUUCUUUCUUUACGAACCAACUCAUCACCGCCUUUUCGACAUUGUCCCGCCUAGAUUAUGCAGUUUUAGCCUUCAGCCAAAUGGAAAAUCUGAACGUUUUCGUCUUCAAAGUGAUGAUCAGAGGCUUUGUUCAUUCCGACCACCCAUUUCAGGCUUUGAAUUGUUACAUUAAUAUCAUGGUUGUGCCUAGCAGUUACACGUUUUCGCGGUUGAUCAAGGCCUGCACCUCUCAACGAUCAGGCCUGCACCUCUUCGUCCACGCCAUGUCAACUGUUAUUUCGGCUUGUGCCCAUGUUGGAGCUCUUGACUUGGGAUUGGGAAAAGAGAGGCAUCUUUACGCAAUGGAGAACAGAUUUGAUCUCGAUGUUUAUAUUGGAUCCGCACUGAUUGACAUGUAUGCUAAGUGUGGCACAUUGGAGAGGCCUCUUUUGGUUUUCUUAAAAUUGCGGGAUAAGAACCUUUUCUGCUGGAAUGCAGCAAUGGAAGGGCUCGGAGUUCACGGAUAUGCAAAUGAAGCACCAGCAAUGUUCUGCAAGAUAGAGAGAGAGAAGAUCAAGCCAAAUGGGGUUACUUUAAAAAGUGUUUUAAGUGCCUGCACUCAUGCAGGAUUUGUAGAAGAAGGCCGCAAGAGAUUUUCAAGCACGAUCCAGGACUAUUCCAUCCGCCCCGAAGUUGAGCACUACGGAUGCAUGGUGGAUCUGUUGAGCAAAGCCGGCCUGCUUGAAAAUGCCCUAGGGUUGAUAAGAAGCAUGGAGUUUGAACCGAACUCUGGUAUAUGGGGUGCAUUGUUAGGUGGCUGCGAGCUUCGUAAAAACUUGGAGAUUGCUAAAUUUUGUGUCAAGGAAUUGAUGUUGUUGGAGCCAAAUAAUACUGGGUGUUCCAACCUUUCGGUGAACAUGUGUGUGGAUGCGAAACGAUGGGGAGAAGUUGCGGAUAUUCGAGCAACCAUGAAGGAACUUGGAGUUGAAAAGGGAUGUCCUGGGUCCAGUUGGAUUGAAACGGAGAGGAAAGUUCAUCAGCUCGCAGCAUCUGAUGAAUCUCAUUCAGCUUCUGAUGAAAUUUACUCAUUGCUGGUGGAAUUACAUGUGCAGCUGAAACUUGACGUUUAUGUUCCUGAACUUGACUCUGAGUUAUAGCGGUGCAGUUUUUAAAACGAAAUUGACAUCCAAAGGAAAAUAUGGGAAUUCAAAUA